Xenopus laevis (African clawed frog) is the source of this 7695-nucleotide messenger RNA. RefSeq names its product DBF4-type zinc finger-containing protein 2 (gene zdbf2.L). The record is from RefSeq and is a predicted model, not a curated record. The transcript has 7 exons. Bases 332 to 3307 code for a protein of 991 amino acids. NCBI's taxonomy places the organism in Eukaryota, Metazoa, Chordata, Amphibia, Anura, Pipidae.
GAAUUGAUUAUUUUGAAAACAUUGAGUCUAUGGGAGACAGCCUUUCUGUAAUGCAGGGUUUUCUGGAUAAAGGAUCCCAUACCUGUAUUCAUAUUUGUCAGUAUUCUCUAGACAUUUUGAAGAAAAUUAAUUUUAUUUACAGGUACGGGACAUCUUAUCCAGAAUUGACCUGGGCUUUUCCGGAUAAGGGGUCUUUCCGUAAUUUGGGCUCAUGGUGCAUUAAGAGGGUGCAGGCAGCCUUAAGAAAUGACUCUCUGAAGGACAUGUGAUUCUGGACUUAUGAUUCAUUGCCUUAUAAAAUCAGGACCGACUUUUGUUAAAGACUAGCAAGAUGUUUGACAAGAGAAAACCCUCCGAAGAUGGUUCAUCUGCUCCACAACAGGGUGUAGAUAACAAAGUCACAGAAGUGCAUAUCAAGACUGAAGGCAGUAUCAGCAGUGAAAAUGAACAAAUUACAGUUAAUUCUGGAAACAGUGCACCCGCAGGCCAUUACAGACAAGGGUACUGCAACUGCUGCCAGGUUCACUACGCCAACUUGGAAAUGCACCUUGCAAGUGAGCAGCACAGACAGAUAUCAACUUGCAACAAGAAUCGACUUAGUUCUGGAAUUCUAAUGGACCGCUUCUUGCAGGAUGUUCAUCUGUAUCAUCCACAAAAUUACCACGACAGUAGGCCAACAUAUGAUGAUAUGCCAGAUGUUAUUUUACUUCCUUCUUUUGAAGAUAAGAGAUCUGAUGCUGUUCCUUCUCAUUACCCUCUGAAGAGUGAGCUUAUUGAUAGUAGCGCUGAGUUGCCCAAAAUAGAAGCACAGAAUGUACCUGCGUCACAUACUGCCAGCCAAUGUGAAUUUAAAAAAUACUCUCUGACGAUCCCUUAUACACAAAGAAUCAUCAAAACGCUUGGACAGGAGCAUUGUUCCAUAGCGGAAGCAACUCAAAACAAUAUUCCUUGCAAGAGUACUUUGACUACUAGUCAGGGAGACUUAAGCUCAUCUGUAAAUGCCAUACCUCACCAACUCCCUGUUUGCACUUUACCAAUUUCUUUGUAUAGCUCACUGCCUUCAAAACAUACGAGUUAUGAUACACCACAUACUCCGUUAUAUUUUGCACCCACAAAAAACAGUUUUUCAGACUGUAAGACAUAUGGAAUGUGGACAAAGUGCCCAAGUGCUGAAGUGACCACAACUUCAACAGAUGAUUUGCAAAAGAGACAAUUGAACUCAGAGAGCAGCUGUUUAAACAUGGUCUCAGGUUUAUCUUGUGGGAAACAAACUCCUACUCUCAGGAAUCCUGUUUUGGGAAGCCACCUGGAAACGAAUGCCAGUGUUUGGAAGAAGAACAUCCAGCUCCAAUGCCAAGAACCAGUUUCAAGUGAAGGUGAAAUAAACACAGUGGAUGUAAUUGUUGAAGAAGCAAUCAGAACACAUUGCCAUGGAACUGAUGAUUUGCCUGGAAAUGAUGAUAAUGAAAGUAUAUCAUCCUUCAACAUUAAGUCAUUACUUGGCUGCGCUGAUGGUUCAAGUUUAAGUUUUGACUGGAAUGCACCACUGCAGUCAGAAGAAGAUAAAUCAAAGCCUGUUGUGAAAAAUCUUGAUUUGCUGAGAGCAGUUAAUGUAAACCUUAAUGAAGAUUAUAAAUCAAAACUAACAUCUGUCCUUAGUUCAUGCCCGUUAAAGAAAUUAAAAUACGUAAAAGCUGAAAGUGAGGAAGCGAUUGUUACAGCCCUUCCUCAUGUGCCCCCAUCCUUUGUUGGUAAAACCUGGUCACAAAUAAUGUAUGAAGAUGAUCUGAAAAUUGAAGCACUUGUUAAGCAGUUUAAGAGGGGAAAAUUCCAUUGCUACUUUGAAAGUGACUCUGUGUCCAAUUGGCACAGAAAGAUAAAGACAGGAAUUGACCCUGUAGAAAGUGACAUCAUCAUUAAAGACCAAAAGCAAGAUUUGAAGGAGCUGGAAGCAUCACUGCCCUCUGUUAGUAAUGCCCCUUGUGCAGAUGAUGAUUCUGAUGUUUCAUCUUUUAAACAUGAAUCUGUUUUAAGUCCUGAUAUAAGUAAACCUGCCAAAAGAACAUGGAGAUUAGCAUCAAGAUGUCAAGUAGUUAAGGUCAGUCAUGGUACUCAGACAAGCUUAGUCAAUUAUCCAGUAAUUAACGGAAAAUCUAUUAUCAAUGACAUGGUCCAAAAUAUUGAUGAUUUUGAAGUGGAAAAAACCCCUGAUAUGAAAACUAAAAUGUGCGCUCUAAAGCUUCCAGAAUCAUAUACCAAAAUUUUAACUCCUGUACAGCCGAAGACUAUGGUGUAUGUUCUGUCUUCUCCUGAUUCAAAGCUCUACAGUGGAAAACCAGUUUCUGCUUUAAAGAAAGGUAGAAACCAAUGUUCCACUGACAGCAGAGACCCUGUCAUUUAUACGUAUAAACAGUCACCUCUAAAGUAUUAUGAUCCAGUAACUAACCGCAUCCUUAAAUCUCCUCCAAAAAAUUCCGUAAGGGGAUUGGGUACCAAAGGCCCAUGUGUCAGAAAACUGUUCAGAAGCCUGAGCAGUGAUGUAAAUGUUGAUAAAUUAGACACUGAACUGAAAGAUUCAACUGCUUCCAAGAAAUCGUUCAGUACCUCUUCUGUUACAUCUUUCUACUUUGAUUCUGUUAAAGGAAAAGAUGCAAACUCAAGUUUAAAAGGAAGUGGGGCAUCUUUCAGUACAGAAAUAUCUGAUUGUGUGAAAUCUGAAAAUCCUGAUAAGCCAUAUGCGCACACAUCACCCCUGUCACCCUGCAAUGUCAGUCUGACCAAGGAAAAGAAAGACAUCCUUUCAAUUACUAAGACUAAAACUCCUCCCUCUGGUCCUAAGAGGGGUUCGUUGCUCCAGAGAAGAGAUGCAAAAAAAUCAAAAUGUAAGAUAAAUCAACUUGCAGAAUCAAAAUAUGCUACAAAUUCUAAGAUUGGGCAACAAGGAUUGGUAAACAAUAAAGGAGGACUAGAACGCGAACAGGUAUAUGGAGCUAGGAAUAAAAAAAGCUUAAAGUCAUCAGUACCUCUUGCAAAGGCAUAUAGAGCAAGGCAAAAGACUGUGAAUAAAAGUCGUAUGAACAAGCUGCCUGCCAGUAAACGUGUAAAAUCCAGACUUGCUUCACAGACUUCUGGUCGUAAUAAAUCUAAAGUUAGAAAUAAUAAGGUCCUAGGUAACAAAUGCAGUAGAGCCUCUAAACAAACUGGAAAUAAAUUGUUGCCAUACAGUUUGCGGAAAAACAAAAGCAGAGAUACUGCUUCUUCUACGAGAACCAACAGUAAACAAGUUAAAAGGAAAAGAAGUGGAUAAUGAUGCUGUCAUUAGCAUCUUGAGUACAAUGCUCUUUUAAAGACUAGAUACAUUGACCAUACAAACUAAACACUAUGUGUUUGGAAAACGGGUAUCAUGGUAUUUUUAUACAGGUUUUGUAUUUGUUUGAAAUGCAAAAUUAUUGGCUAAUUUCCAAAUGUGUUUUUUUCAUAGAUUGGCAUUUGAAAAAUGUACACUGUGCAGAACAACAGUAUUUAAAGCGGGCCGGAAAAGACAGCUAUGAAAGUCAAUUGCAUAAGAAUUGCAUUUUUAAGAAUUAUCUGGUUCAGGUAUUACACCAAUAAUGACAAAAGCCUGUCACUGCACACACAGCGAAUUUUGGCCUGAAAAUACCAAAAUCCUCCCUGUAUGCACUGUAACAGGGAGUUUCAUUAAUGUCAGUGGCAGUCUGCACUCACAGUAUUGGCAUUUUUUAUUCUAGGAGAAAUUUACCCUGGGGGAAAAUGCCAUGCGUGACUGCCAAGAAACUGCAGGUAUGGACCAAUAAUAUGAAAACAUUCUAUUGUUAGGCUACAAACUAUAGCAGUAUUUUGAUGGACAACAAUAUUUUCUAAGGUCCUUAAGUAUCAGUGUGUAUUUAAAAUAAUUCCAUUACCAUCCACACAAAUCGAUGUUUAACUGAUUCUAGUAAUUUUAAUGCAGUAUAAGAUCUCAUACAGAAUCUUCAGGACCUGAAUUCUGCUCUGCUAAAAUCAUCAGCAACCACAGCAGCCAAGGACAAAAUGUUACCAUGAUGUUGGAAACAAGAAAAAAUAAUAAAAUAUACAUAAUCCACAAACAAAGCAAGCACACCUAACUCGUUUUAUAUGAUUAUAUUGUAAAAAACCAUGCUAUGAUGUGAGAAUAUAAAACCAGUUUGGAGUGAUGGUGUUUAUGAACUAUAUGUUUAUUUCAGCAAUAGAUCCCACCAGAAGCCUAUUUAUAUUUGUUUUAUUCCCAAUAUUUAUGUUUUCAUCAAAAGAUAUCGGGCACAAAGCAGUUGUGCAGGUUUGAAAAUCUCAUCUGACAAGGAGCAUAUCAACAAUUGGUGUGGCCCUCAUACCAUGGGUCUUUGUGGGCCUCAAUGGAUGAUUAGAUUGUUGACCCCAAACGCAACAAUCCAAUGGGCCCAGCGUGUGGGUGGCCAAAUUGGACUCACUCAAACCCACUCCACUUAGGCUUGUUAUACCUUGGGCCUUUGGCUUUUCUUUUGUAGCUAUUUUUUUCUCAUUCAGUUGAGCCCUGCAGCAUCUUUGCUGACUGCAGAAGGAAGUCCAUAUCAUAAAGUAUUGGGACUCUUUGAACUCGUAUACCCUGAUGUUGAAUAGCACUUAGAGUAUCAUCUGGCACUUAAGCAGUGGGUGAAAAUUCUUCAUCUGGGGCUCCAGCCUACAGAAAUUGGAAUUAUGUUUAUUGUGUUUUCUGUAGCUAAGCGUCGAACUCUACAAAGAACAUCUGUAUCAGUGUUUUGCCUUUUAAAUCCAGCUAUGGAAUAAAAGUUUUUGUUUAUGGGGGCAUUGCUGUCCAAGACUUACAGGUCACAUUGACAGCCAUUAAGGUUCAUGUUUGAGAGAGUGUAAAAUGUAGCCUGUGGUAAACCACAAGGCAGAACAUUAAGGCCAGAGACGAAUAAGUAAAGUGUAAAACCAAAUCCAUUAAUUACAAGUAAGUGUUUGAGCAUUAUCUAUGGCUUAGAUGAACAAACAAACUUAAUAUACUGCAUGUAGGCUUUCAUGUCAGCUUACUAAUUUUGCCCAUUUCUUUUUCUCCAUUGAAUAUUUUAGAAGAGAAUAACCGGUAAUAACUGUUAGAGCUAUGGUACAUGUGGGGUGUUCAUUGAUGCUACAUGUGGACAAAAAUGGUGCUACCUACCACAAAUCGCUCCCCAUUUACUAAAAGGAAAAAGCCACAGGUCACUUUGGACAGUUAUGUAUUACUAAAAAGCAAGACCUUUAAGUGAAUGGGGAGCAAUCUGCAGCAUGUAGUAUUUUGUCUUUACAGUACUGUAUGUUUAUUUGCCUUUAAACAGUGUUAAGUUCAGAUUGGCACAUAAAGUACAUUCUUCAGAAAGCCAGCAACCCAAAAUAUGAAGAGAAGUACAGCCAUGCCAUCCACUGUAGAGUGAUAUCAGCAUGCUGAAAAGGUCAUCAGCAAUCACCAAGUGGCAAGACCAGUGCCUCUCUCUUCUACUUCCUAUGCAGUGUAAUUGGUCAGCCUGUGAUGCUCUUAAUUAGUCCAAAGGCAGCUGAUUUGACCCAUUAUGAUAAUAUUGUUACAUGAACAAGCUUUGUAUUGCCAGAAUAUUUCAUUGUGCAUUAUACAAACACAAACACUUUUUAGUGGCCUACUUAUUUAAAUAUUUGAGGCUGGUAGAAAAUACUAGUCUCCUUGUUUUUCAUUGCAAUAUAAGAACACAAAUGGACAACACGUCUCUUUGGAUAACACAGGGUACACACAUAUACUUUCUACAUAAAAUAUCUGAAAAGCAGUGUUCAUUUUGUUCCUACCAGUGUGCCUUCUAAAUGACCCUGCACUUUGACAAUCACCUAAUUAUGGAAUUAGGCAGUAAUGAUGGUAUACAUUACACAGCUUUAUAAUCCCUCCUGAAAAACAGCAAUUCAUAAAGAAGUAUAAAUAUAUUCAAGUUUGCAAGUGGUUGUAUUGACAUAUCAUUUUCCAGUCAUCUAAUUAAUAUUUGGGAAAGGCAGAAAAGCCUAUCAAGUUACACAAAAUGCAUUCAUAUACUGUAGCUUUUGUCACCUCUUUGUUCGGUUUGUAGUAAAGCACCAUAUUUAUUCAAUGGAUACUUUGAGCAUAUAUUGGACAUUGGGAUUUUUAUUCCGGAAAUCAUAUUCUUUUGCUAUUUUGUUUUCUUUUAAGAAAUGUGAAUUUUCCUGUGGCUGUUAGCCCAUGUUCAAAAACCAUCUCCAGUGGCCCAACAGCAACCAUUUGAAUAUCUUGCUUUCUACCAAGUGAAACCUCAGCACUGUGAACAGAAGUAGUAUUUGGCACAUUCUGGUUUGUUAUUCCAGGUCUAAAAACACCCAUCAGCUAUAUACUUUACUCCACCACCUCCUUCCCCUAGUGCAGCUUCUAAUACACUAUAAUCAUGUGAUUCUGGAGCUUGUUUGGAGCUAUCACUAAACUGUUAAAGUGUAUUGCUCACCCUUACCACCUACAUCCUCCAUUUGCAGAUGCAAUCAUUGCUUGAAGGGGAAUUCAUUUUAUUUUGUGUUGUCUAAAUCCUAAAUUGCAUAUGUGUGUGCUCUUGUUCUAAAUAUUAGUUAACAAUAUUACACCAGCUUCUGGGAGAAAGAAUUCUCAGAAAAUGAUGAGCCUGAAUGUUUAUAGAUGUGCUGUAGGUGGCCAAAUCCACCAAAAUUGGAAUUUGUGAAUCAGUGUGCGUAUUUGCUUUUGUGUUGUUAUCAUUCAGUUGGUUUCCCGCUUUUUUUUACUGUACUAGCCUACAGAUGCAAACUUGAUACAGUUACUUGUAAACAUGGUUGUUUUUAGACUUUAUUUUAUCCAUGUUAGAUUUAUCUGUUAUUAAGAAGACAGUUUUUGUCAGUCAGUCAUACACAAAAGAAAUUGAUGUGCAUAAGGCAGUUUGUACACAGUUUGACGUGCAUUAUGUAAAUAAGGUGUACAAUUAUGGUUCUAUUUUUAUCUUUCGUAGUAUAUGCAACGAAGCUAUAUUUAAAAAUAUUGUAAUUAUAUUUUAAUUUGCAACUGAUCUCAAGAUUGAUAUUUGAUAUUAACUGGGUGUGGGAAACAAUUAUUUCUUUGUAUACAUACAACUUGAAUUUUUUGUAACACUAUUUUCACACGAGCAAUUAAUUCUCCGUAACUUGUUACUGUUAGCAUUGAAAAAUAUUUAUAUUUAAAUCUGCAUCAUGGGUGGUUAGAAGCAGAAGUUAUUUAUUGGUUUGGUUUGAAAUCAUUUUUGGGACUAAAUAUAUCCUAGGAGAUGGAAAUAAGACCAUAGACCCCAGAAGAGCCACUGUAUACUAAAAUUUAAAUGCACUGUUCUUUUAUUGUGUCACACACAGCAAGCAAUAUUUAAAAUCCCACUCCCAACUUAUAUAAAUGAAGAUGUAAAUGGACAUGUACAUUUAAUUUCUAGUUGAGCUCUACAAUUUAAUUGCAUGUAUUCAGGGAUGUUAAAUUGCCGCAUUCACGUAUGUUUUGGCCAGGGGCCCAUUAGGCCUCAGUCACAUCCCCAAUGUUGUCCCAAUUGUACAUAAAUGAGGGUUCUUAAUGACACUGUUAGGGCAAAGACACAUGAUGGUAUUUCGGGAGAUUAGACAAAUCUCUUCUUCUUCCGUCGACUAAUCUCCCCAAACUGCCUCCCCACCGGCUUGAAUGUAAAUCGACGGCGGGAUGGCACU